Molecule: messenger RNA, 647 nt
Organism: Notodromas monacha
Lineage: Eukaryota; Metazoa; Arthropoda; Ostracoda; Podocopida; Cyprididae
Source: the annotation of a GenBank genome assembly
AUAUUUUCAGGAAUUUGCCGAUGGAGCCAUCUGAUGAGAAUGAACUCCCGGACCCUUAUGCCAAAGUGAGCAUUUUGCCAGACCGUGUGGCCACGAAGCAGAAAACCACGCAUGUCAAGGACGACAGGAACCCAGUGUUUGACAUUUCGUUUGAAUUUAACGUUGGAAAGGCUGAACUUUGCGCGAGAACCCUGGAGGUCAUCAUAUUAUCCAAGAAGGGCAAAGUCGCGAAAUUGUUCCGGAAGUCUCCAGUUUUGGGACACAUCCGUGUUCCAUUGGGACAGCUGGAAACUGCUGUGGACCACAAGAUGAUAGCGGAGUGGUUUGACCUUUUGCCAGCUAUUGAUGACAUUGACGACUAAAUUGACGGCUCGAAACAAGGAACAAAACCUUUUCUCCUUCCAAUUCAUUGCAUCAGAUGAGAUAUUUCGCUUAAUAGUUUAAAAAAAAAUGAUAGGCUCUCAGUACCAAAGGAACGUUUUUCGUCGCUUUCACAGAUCUGGGAAAAGGAUCUGAAACUCGCUUGUGUCAUAUUUUACGAAAUGCCAAAAUCUUAGCCUAAGAAACUCAACUAGUAUUCUAAUGGCAUUUUUGUUUAUGAAUCGUUUGAGAAUCUUGACCUUAUUGCAACUAACGAGCUGUGUACG